AUGUCAGGCAGUGUCCUGGUUAUCACCAGCACUUAUCUACGAAGCAUUUAUCUACAGCCACUACAAAAGGCUUCGGGCGUAGUUCAACGCCGUUGUGGUGCCGCAUUCAACAACGCUAUGAGGUUCCUCGUGUUUACUGCACUCGUGCUGGCUACGGUCUCGGCCGUCUACAUUCCACCUUCAAAGAGAGUAAUGAGGGAGGCGGAGCUGCUCAGCGGUCUUGAUCUGGUCGAAUACGUGAAUAAAGCUCAGAAUUUAUUCCAGGCGAAGCUGUCACCUCGCUUUGCUCAAUAUCCAGAUGCUAUCAAGAGCCGUCUUAUGGGAUCGAAGCAUGUGGCGGUUCCGGAGGAGUUCAGAGUGAACGAGAAAACCCACGACGAUAUUGAAGACGCUGCUAUUCCUGACUCAUUUGAUGCUCGUACCAACUGGCCUCAAUGUCCCUCAAUCCUCUCAAUUCGUGAUCAGUCAUCUUGCGGAUCCUGCUGGGCGUUCGGAGCCGCCGAGGCGAUGACCGACCGUAUUUGCAUCGCUUCGAACGGGAAAGAACAGUUCACCAUGUCAGCUGAUGAUAUUCUUUCGUGCUGUGGAAAUGUUUGCGGAAAUGGUUGUGAGGGUGGAUACCCGAUCCAAGCAUGGAAAUUCUGGGUGAAACACGGUGUUGUAACUGGCAGCAACUAUACCAUGAAGACCGGCUGCAAGCCCUACCCCUAUGCCCCAUGCGAACACCACGACAACGCUACCCGUUAUCAGCCUUGCCCAUCUCAAAUCUAUCCUACCAACAAAUGUGAGCAGACAUGCCAGAGUGGAUACCCGACUACGUACGCCAACGACAAACACUUCGGAGCAACCGCGUAUGCAGUUUCGAGGAAGGUCACUGAUAUCCAGAAGGAAAUUAUGACUAAUGGACCAGUUGAGGUGUCCUAUACCGUAUACGAGGACUUUGAGCAUUACACUGGUGGAAUUUACGUUCACACUGCCGGAAAACAACUCGGAGGUCAUGCGGUGAAGAUGAUCGGAUGGGGAACUGAGAACGGUACACCGUACUGGAUUUGCGCUAACUCAUGGAACUCCGAUUGGGGAGAGAACGGAUUCUUCCGAAUCAUUCGUGGACUCGAUGAAUGUGGUAUCGAAUCUGGUGUGGUUGCUGGAGAACCUAAACUUUAA
Necator americanus (New World hookworm) is the source of this 1164-nucleotide messenger RNA. RefSeq lists its product as uncharacterized. Gene Ontology annotation, cellular component: lysosome. The transcript is spliced from 12 exons. Gene Ontology annotation, molecular function: cysteine-type endopeptidase activity. The record is from RefSeq and is a predicted model, not a curated record. Lineage: Eukaryota; Metazoa; Nematoda; Chromadorea; Rhabditida; Ancylostomatidae. Bases 1 to 1164 code for a protein of 387 amino acids.